Messenger RNA from Penicillium angulare, 438 nucleotides. RefSeq names its product proteasome assembly chaperone 4 family protein. The record is from RefSeq and is a predicted model, not a curated record. Gene Ontology annotation, biological process: proteasome assembly. NCBI's taxonomy places the organism in Eukaryota, Fungi, Ascomycota, Eurotiomycetes, Eurotiales, Aspergillaceae. The transcript has 2 exons. Bases 1 to 438 code for a protein of 145 amino acids.
AUGAGUGUCCCUCAGACGGAACGGGUUGAACCCAAUCUCAAGCCACAACAACUUUCUUUCCCGCUUCCUAGAGCAUUACAUACUACAGCUCAUGUUCAUUUGACCGUGCUGGGGAACUGUACUACGGUCUUUAUCACGACUUCAACUCCUGGUGAUUCGGCAGGUUCAAUUAAGCCGUUGGGUAGCUUUGUGUAUGCCAUGCCAGAUCGUACAUCUCCAAACUCAACAAUCUCGACGACACUAUACACAACAGCCUCGAGCAUUGAGUACACAACACGUGUGGCUAAGAUUCUUGCCCGACGGACCCACAAGCCAAUCUAUGUUGGCUGCAGCAUUGAUCCCAAUGGACUUGGACUGACAGUCGAGGAGGAAAUGGAGGGCUUAACUCAUAUUGUUAAUUUCAUUGCAAAAAAGGUCGCGGAGCAGCAGAAGGAAUAG